Postia placenta MAD-698-R-SB12 is the source of this 676-nucleotide messenger RNA. RefSeq lists its product as hypothetical. The transcript has a single exon. The record is from RefSeq and is a predicted model, not a curated record. Lineage: Eukaryota; Fungi; Basidiomycota; Agaricomycetes; Polyporales; Adustoporiaceae. The coding region runs from base 77 to 265 and encodes 62 amino acids.
UGCGAGACGUCGGGAAAGACCCCGUAAUGCGUAUCAUAUUAAGCUAUUUAGCAACAAACAGCGGGCACUGGAAAACAUGGGGUUGAGCGCACGCAGGGGUAGUCAAUCAUGCGGCAUUGCACCGGUAAUGUUGCAUGUACGCACGCGGACUCUCACGACGUCCGUGCUCGUCUGCCCGCGAGUCAUUUCUCCACGCGUCGCGUGUGUCCGGCUGCGCGUUCCCGCGGCAGGCGCUGACAGGCACCAGUCGUCGUCGUGCUGUUAAGAGCGAGUAAUGACCGGGGUACGCGAGAAGACGCGCCCGCUGGUCGUAUUACGGCGUCCCGCCUUGCGACCCUGACAUUGAUCUUCAGCAUAUUUGCUCCACCGUCUACUUACCGCGUCCCGGUGCAUUGUUUCCUGCAUCCCUUUGACUAUGGUUUGAACUUUCAGGCUGUCGGGGGAGGGGCUGUGCCGUGACGGCGGGUGUGCGAGAUCAGACGGAGGCUCUCAUGUACAGUAUCUAGUUGUGUAGCACCGAAAUGCAAGCGUCAGGAGGCGGGGCUUGUGAGCCGGUGCUGGGUUGAAGAGCGCCGCCUGCGAGCGGGUACACAUACGGCACGCGCGGCGCCCACAGCCUCGACGUAACGGCGCACGCAUCGACAUCGCCGCUGUCGAUCCUGUGCGUGGAAGCCCC